This is a messenger RNA of Empidonax traillii (willow flycatcher), 6188 nucleotides long. It is a transcript of the gene MED12L, whose product is annotated as mediator complex subunit 12 like. Gene Ontology annotation, cellular component: mediator complex. Gene Ontology annotation, molecular function: transcription coactivator activity; beta-catenin binding. The transcript is spliced from 42 exons. Gene Ontology annotation, biological process: regulation of transcription by RNA polymerase II. Lineage: Eukaryota; Metazoa; Chordata; Aves; Passeriformes; Tyrannidae. The coding region runs from base 3 to 6188 and encodes 2061 amino acids. The record is from RefSeq and is a predicted model, not a curated record.
UCAUGGCCGCCUUCGGGCUCCUCAGCUAUGAGCAUCGCCCGCUCAAGCGCCCGCGCCUCGGGCCGCCCGACGUUUACCCGCAGGACCCGCGCCAGAAGGAGGAUGAGCUGACGGCAGUGAACGUGAAGCAAGGCUUCAGCAAUCAGCCUGCCUUCUCUGGUGAUGAGCAUGGAUCUGCCAGGAACGUUGUCAUCAACGCCUCAAAGAUUGGCGCUUACUUCAGCAGCAUCCUCGCAGAAAAGCUCAAACUUAACACUUUCCAGGACACAGGAAAGAAGAAACCCCAAGUAAAUGCCAAAGACAACUACUGGCUGGUGACUGCUCGAUCUCAGAGUGCGAUUCACAACUGGUUCACGGAUUUGGCAGGAAGUAAGCCCCUGACUCUCUUAGGAAAAAAGGUUCCUAUUCUCAGUAAAAAAGAAGAUGUUUUUGCUUACUUAGCAAAAUACUCUGUGCCACUGCUGCGAGCAGCAUGGCUGAUCAAAAUGACAUGUGCCUACUACGCUGCUGUUUCUGAAGCUAAAAUCAAGAAACGCCAGGCCACUGACCCAAAUAUCGAAUGGACUCAAAUUGUAACCAAAUACCUCCGAGAGCAGCUGGCAAAGGUUGCUGAGUUCUAUCAUGGGACUUCGAGCCACAGCAACGGCUCUGUUGUGAUGCCUCCAGAGAUGGAACAAGCCCUGAAGCAGUGGGAAUACAACGAAAAGCUGUCAUUUUAUAUGUUUCAGGAGGGAAUGCUCGAGAGACACGAGUAUUUGACAUGGAUACUGGACAUUUUAGAAAAAAUCAGACCCACUGAUGAUGAUCUUCUGAAGCUGUUGUUGCCGCUCAUGUUGCAGUAUUCAGAAGAGUUUGUUCAGUCAGCUUACCUGUCCCGUCGCCUUGCUUAUUUUUGUGCCAGACGCCUGUCCUUGUUGCUAAGUGAUGGGCCCAGCCCUGUAGCUGCCCCCUCCCCUCAUGUGAUCCUUGGACCCAGCAACCCUGCCCUGGCAGUGCCCAGCCCGAGCGCCCCUGGUCCCGGGGUGUGCCCGGCACAGCUGAGCUGCUCCGAGUUCCUCACCUGCCCUCAGCACCGUGCCCUGGUGUAUGGACUCAGCUGUCUGCUGCAGACUGUAACUCUUUGUUGCCCAAGUGCCUUGGUGUGGAAUUAUUCCACAAAUGAAAAUAGGAACAUUAAUCCAGGCUCACCUCUGGAUUUACUUCAAGUUGCUCCAUCUAGUUUACCUAUGCCAGGUGGAAAUUCGGCAUUUAAUCAGCAGGUUCGGGCAAAGAUUUGUGAGGUAGAACAGCAGAUAAAGCAAAGAGGCCGUGCUGUGGAGGUGCGCUGGUCAUUUGACAAGUGCCAGGAGUCAACUGCAGGCGGGACCAUCAGCCGGGUUCUGCACACCCUGGAAGUGUUGGACCGGCAUUGCUUUGACAGGUCAGACUCCAGCAAUUCCAUGGAGACACUUUAUCAUAAGAUCUUCUGGGCAAAUCAGAGUAAGGAUAACCAAGAGGCUGCCCCAAACGACGAGGCCGUGGUGAUGCUGCUCUGUGAGUGGGCUGUGAGCUGCAAGAGGUCUGGGAAGCACAGGGCCAUGGCUGUGGCCAAGCUUCUGGAGAAGAGGCAAGCGGAAAUCGAGGCAGAAAGAUGUGGUGAAUCUGAAGUCCUAGAUGAAAAGGAAUCUCUGUCUUCAGCCUCCUUGACAGGUUCCAGUCUUCCUGUUUUCCAGAAUGUCCUGCUAAGGUUUUUGGAUACACAAGCUCCCUCGUUAUCUGACCCGAGCAGUGACCAUGAGAAGACAGAGUUUGUGAAUUUGGUGCUGCUUUUUUCGGAAUUCACUCGGCAUGAUGUUUUCUCCCACGAUGCCUAUAUGUGCACUUUAAUAUCUCGUGGGGACUUGUCCAUCACUGCAGCUCCCAGACCACGCUCCCCUAAUGGGGAAGCUGUAGAUGAACACUAUUCAAAGGAUCAUGACGUGAAACUGGAGGAUCGUGGUAUUGUGGAGCAUAUGGGCAUUGACUCAGGAACCGCUGGUAUUUUUGAUGAUGUAGACAAGAGUGACUUUAAGGCAGAUUUUGGUUCAGAAUUCCCAAUCUUUUCUCCGGUACCUGGGGAGUCUUGUGAGAGUGUGACCCCUUCCUUCGGCCAAAGGAUCUCAGUCCCCAGCGAGAAGUCAGCCAAGAGGGAGAGGCUGAGAGAACUGAUUGUGCCAUCCAGUUAUGACCUCCUCCGCCACCUGCAGUACGCCACACACUUCCCCAUCCCCCUGGAUGAAUCCUCAAGCCAUGAGUGUAACCAGCGCAUGAUUCUCCUUUACGGUGUGGGGAAGGAGCGUGAUGAAGCGAGGCAUCAGCUGAAGAAGAUUACCAAAGACAUCCUCAAAAUCCUGAACAAGAAGAGCACUACAGAAAUGGGUGUGGGGGACGAAGGGCAGAAGGCCCGGAAGACCAAAGCAGAGGCAUUUCCAACCCUGGAGACUGUGUUCACAAAACUACAGCAGCUGUCCUAUUUCGAUCAACACCAGGUGACAUCCCAGAUCUCCAGCAAUGUUCUCGAGCAGAUCACUAGCUUUGCCUCAGGAACAUCGUACCACCUGCCCUUGGCUCACCACAUCCAGCUCAUCUUCGAUCUCAUGGAGCCAGCGCUGAACAUCAACGGACUGAUAGACUUUGCCAUACAGCUGCUGAACGAGCUGAGCGUGGUGGAGGCCGAGCUGCUGCUGAAGUCGUCCAGCCUGGCCGGGAGCUACACGACGGGGCUGUGUGUGUGCAUCGUGGCCGUGCUGCGGCGCUACCACGCCUGCCUCAUCCUCAGCUCCGAGCAGACCACGCAAGUCUUCGAAGGGUUGUGUGGGGUAGUAAAGCACGUUGUGAAUCCCUCCGAGUGUUCCUCCCCAGAACGGUGCAUUUUAGCUUACCUGUACGACCUGUACGUGUCCUGCAGCCACCUGAGGAGCAAGUUUGGAGACCUGUUCAGUGCCUGUUCCAAGGUGAAGCAGACGAUCUACAGCAACAUCCAGCCCUCAAACUCCAACUUGCUGUGGGACCCGGAGUUCAUGCUGGAUUUCCUGGAGAAUCCCUCUGCUCACAGCAUUAACUACUCGAUGCUGGGCAAGAUCCUGAGCGACAACGCGGCCAACCGCUACAGCUUCGUCUGCAACGCGCUGAUGAACGUCUGCAUGGGGCACCAGGACCCGGGCAGGAUCAAUGACAUGGGGAACCUGUGUGCCGAGCUGACAGCGUGCUGCCCCGUGCUCAGCUCCGAGUGGCUGGGCGUCAUGAAGGCUCUGUGCUGCUCCUCAAACCACGUCUGGGGCUUCAACGAUCUGCUCUGCAGCGUGGAUGUGAGUGACCUGUCGUUCCAUGACUCCCUGGCCACGUUCAUCGCCAUCCUGAUCGCCCGGCAGUGCUUCUCCCUGGAGGAUGUUGUCCAGCACGUCGCACUGCCCUCCCUCCUGGCAGCUGCCUGUGGGGAUCCGGAUGCUGAGCCUGGGGCCAGGAUGACCUGCCGGCUGCUCCUGCACCUCUUCAGGACACCCCAGGUGUGCCUCUCUGCCCAGGAAACAGGGAAAUUAUUUCCUGGGAUUCGUUCUUCCUGUGAUCGUCACCUCUUGGCCGCUGCUCACAACAGCAUCGAAGUGGGAGCUGUGUUUGCAGUUUUGAAAGCAAUUUUGAUGCUUGGUGACGCAGACAUUGGCAGCAGCAGUGCCAGCUCCUUGAAGAGUGAAGAGUUCCAUGUGAGAGGCUUCCUAGAUGAGCCCAACAAGGAGGAAAUCUGGGCUUCCUCUCAUGCUUUGAAACCCUGCAGAAAAACUGUGUCCGUGGAAACUGCCAGUUUGAGCGAGUACGCGAGAUACGUGCUCAGAACCAUCUGCCAGCAGGAGUGGGUCGGAGAGCACUGUUUGAAGGAACCUGAGAGGCUGUGCACUGACAAAGAUCUUAUUUUGGAUCCUGUUCUCUCAAACAAACAAGCACAGAAACUCCUGCAGCUUAUCUGUUAUCCUCAUGGCAUUAAGGAGUGCCCCGAGGGUGCCAACCCUCAGCAGCAGCAUAUCAAGCGCAUCCUUCAGAACUUAGACCAGUGGACUCUGAGGCAGUCGUGGCUGGAGCUGCAGCUGAUGAUCAAACAGUGCACGAAGGAGCCUGGUUCUGGGGCUGUGGCUGAAAUGAACAGCUUGUUGGAUAAUAUCGCAAAGGCGACAAUAGAGGUGUUUCAGCAAUCCGCUGAGCUAAACAAUAACUCUUCUAACUCUGGUAUAGGCCUCUUCAGUCCAAACUCUGUUGGAAAUGCUGACACAAGUAAUACAAGACAGAAUGGUAAAAAGACAUUCCUAAGUUCCUCUGAGCGGCGAGGAGUGUGGCUGGUGGCCCCCCUGAUUGCCAAACUGCCUACCUCGGUUCAAGGUAGGGUCUUGAAAGCUGCGGGAGAGGAGCUGGAGAAAGGGCAGCAUUUGGGGUCAUCUUCUAAGAAGGAAAGAGAUAGACAGAAACAAAAAAGCAUGUCCCUGCUGAGCCAGCAGCCUUUCCUGUCACUGGUACUCACUUGCCUCAAGGGACAGGAUGAGCAACGGGAAGGGCUUCUCACAUCCCUGCAGAAUCAAGUUACUCAGAUCCUCAGUAACUGGAGGGAAGAGCGGUACCAGGACGACGUCAAAGCCAGGCAGAUGAUGCACGAAGCCCUGCAACUGCGCCUUAACCUGGUGGGUGGCAUGUUUGACACAGUGCAGAGGAGCACCCAGUGGACCACAGACUGGGCCCUUCUGCUCCUGCAGAUCAUCACCUCAGGGACUGUGGAUCUGCAGACCAACAAUGAAUUGUUCACGACUGUGCUGGACAUGCUGGGAGUCCUCAUCAACGGGACACUCGCCUCGGACCUGUCGAAUGCCACCCAAGGAGGGCCUGAGGAGAACAAAAGGGCUUACAUGAAUUUAGUGAAGAAAUUAAAAAAGGAGCUGGGGGACAAGAGGUCUGAGAGCAUCGACAAGGUCCGGCAGCUGCUGCCGCUGCCCAGGCUGACGUGUGACAUCGUGGCCUGCGAGCCCACGGGGUCCCUGAUCGACACCAAGGGCAACAAGAUUGCGGGCUUUGACUCCAUCGACAAGAAACAGGGUCUUCAGGUGUCAUCCAAACAAAAGGUGUCCCCUUGGGAUUUAUUUGAAGGUCACAAAAACCCUGCCCCUCUCUCCUGGGCGUGGUUUGGGACCAUUCGUGUGGACAGGAAGGUGAUCAAAUACGAGGAGCAGCAGCAUCUGCUGCUGUACCACACACACCCCAAACCCAAACCACGCAGCUACUACCUCGAGCCCUUGCCCCUUCCUCCAGAGGAGGAGGAGGAGGAGGAGCCCACCACACCUGUGUCUCAGGAACCAGAGAGAAAGCUGGGAGAGCUCUUGGAUCAGGGAAAACAUGGCACGGCUGAUGAGAAGAAGGCAAAGGGCAGGAAGAGGAAGUCAAAGUCGAGCUCCAGAGCUGAGGAAUAUCCACAGCCCAGCUUGUACAGAGUGCCUCCCCCCUGCUCCCCGCUGCCGAUGGCUCACCUGACCCCCCCGGCCCUGUGGGGGUACGGCCUGGGGGCCCCCCCAGCACAGCCCGGGCUCUUCCUGCAGAGCCAGCCCCUCCCUGCAGGUGGUUCCAGGGUGGACUCAGCAGGCUCCUUUGUCGCAGUGAACACGAAGCAAGCCCUGUCCACCAUGCUGCAGCGGCGCUCGGGCUCCGUGCCGCAGCUGCCCUCGGUCCAUGGGAUCCCAGCCCAGCUCCACGUGAAGCUCCUGCAGCAAGAGCAGCAGCAGCAGCGGCUCCUGCGGCAGCAGGUGCAGGCACGGGCUCUCCAGCAGACUGAGCCAUCAGCCCUUGCAGCCCGGUUCCCUGGUUGGAGGGGGACUGGAUGGUUCCUCGGCCGUGGCCCCCCGGCCGGCGCUGGGCGCGGGGCAGCUGGCCCCGGAGCCGGGCACGCAGAGGCAGCACCAGGUGCAGCACCAGCGGAUCUUCCAGUGCCCACCUUCUCUCAGGUGCAGCAGCAGCAGCAGCUGGGGCAGCAGACAGCACUUGGACUGCAACCUGUGCAGCCACAGCAGCCGCUGUUCCCGAGGCCAGGCUUGCAGCAGACCCCGCAGCAGCAGCAGACGGCGGCGCUGGUGCGGCAGCUCCAGAAGCAGCUCUCCAGUAACCAACCACAGCAAGGGGGGAGCCAGUACCCCCACUUCUGA